AUGCUGAGCCGACUUGCAUGUUCAUUUGCGGGGUGUCCUGAAACCUUCAAAUCUCAAUGUGGACGGACAAAGCACAUUCGAACCUAUCAUGGUUCUGUUGAUGCCAUCCCCGAUCCAACCACUGCUGACUCAAACCCUCAUUCCGACUCGGACCCCCAAGAUUUCAAUUUCAAUUUCGACUGUGACCUCAUCAGUGAUGACUAUUUCGCUGAUCACAAUGAUCACGAUCCUCACUCAGAAGGACACUCCAAUCCACAUCAAUCACAGUACAUACCUCACCCACAUCUCCGUGAGGAGAUGUCUGCCCCCAACAUUGAUUUUCUGAUGGAGUUAUGGGCAUUCAAAGCGGCCAAGUACGAAGAGGACAGCCCAUUCAAAUCUCACUGUGAUGUAUAUGCCACAAUCGAUGCGAUCCGUGCGGGUGACGUGCCUUGGCAAUGUUUCUCUGUAUCACUGCAACAUGACCUUGACUCCGACAUGCCCCGGUGGCAACAGACUGAUUAUCAAGUAUGGUAUCGAGAUCCCGAUGCCAUCAUACAGGCCAUGCUGGCAAAUCCUGACUUUGAUGAGCAGUUUGAUUAUACCCCAUAUGUUCAUUAUGACCAGUCGGGGAAGCGGUGUUGGAAGGAUUUCAUGUCUGGCAACUAUGCGUGGCGCAAGGCCGACACCAUAUAUGAGAAUGACCCAUCAACGGAAGGAUCCAUGUAUGUUGGAGUCAUCCUUGGAAGCGACAAGACAAUGGUAUCCAUUGCCACUGGUCAUGUUGAGUAUCAUCCAUUGUAUUUGUCGAUCGGAAAUCCACACAAUUGUGUCAGGCGAGCUCACCGUAACGCAGUCACUCCCAUCGGGUUUCUUGCCAUUCCAAAGGCUGAUCGCAAAUAUGAUAAUGACGUUCAAUUUCGAACCUUCAAGUGCCAGCUUUAUCAUUCAUCCCUGGCAGCCAUCCUUAAGUCACUUGAAGGUCCAAUGACGAAGCCGAUUGUCCGUCGAUGCCCCGAUGGACAUUUUCGUCGAGUCAUCUAUGACUUGGCAGCUUUUAUUGCCGACUAUCCUGAACAAGUGAUGCUUGCUGGAAUUGUGCAAAAUUGGUGUGCGAAGUGCACUGCACUGCCUGAGGAUCUCAAUGGGAGCACUGCCGAGCGUCGUACUCAAGAAUAUACCAAUGCGCUAGUCGAAACUUUCAAUUCGGAUGCGUUGUGGGAUCAGUAUGGGAUAGAUGAUGAUAUUGUGCCUUUUACAAACGAUUUUCCACAUGCCGAUAUACAUGAAAUGCUGUCACCAGACCUCCUUCAUCAAGUUAUCAAGGGAUGCUUCAAGGAUCAUCUGGUUACUUGGACGGGCGAGUAUCUGAAGGAAGUCCAUGGUGAGGCACGUGCCAAUGAGAUCAUUGAUGAUAUAGAUCACCAAAUUGCUGCAACACCAGCAUUCCCUGGCCUGCGAAGGUUUCCCGAAGGUCGCCGCUUCAAACAAUGGACCGGGGAUGACUCGAAGGCAUUAAUGAAGGUAUACAUCCCUGCAAUUGUGGAGUAUGUUCCUCCCCAGCUUGUUGCAUGCCUCAGCGCAUUCCUGAAUUUUUGCUACCUUGUACGACGGUCCGAACUUGGAGAAGACUCUUUGGCCGAAAUAAAACAGGCCCUACACCAUUUUCAUGAGGCCCGUGAGAUUUUUCGUGACUCUGGGGUCCGGCCAAAGGGUUUCACACUGCCACAUCAGCAUUCAAUGGUACACUAUAUCUGUCUGAUUCAAGAAUUCGGUGCUCCGAAUGGCCUAUGCUCCUCAAUCACCGAGUCUCACCAUAUCACGGCAGUCAAGAAGCCAUGGCGUCGAUCGAAUCAGUAUGAUGCGCUUGGGCAGAUGCUGCUCACAAACCAGCGUCUUGACAAGCUCAUGGCUGCAUAUGUUGACUUUGGUAUCGAGAAUGGUGCACCAGACAUUGAAAGAGUCCAAGGAUCAGUUGUUUUGGCACGCAGCCCUCAACGUGGCUAUCCUCGGACACUCAAGACACUCGCAGCACAUCUCCAGCAGCCCAACCUUCCUUUACUUGCUCGCGAGUUCCUUUCCAGCCAAUUGAACCCUGGAGCAGCUCUGAUCGACUGGAACGACUUACCACGGAUCGACGGUCCAAUUGCUGUGUUUCAUUCUGCCGUGGCUACUUUCUCGGCAUCCAGUGAUGUCUCUGGGACCCACGGCAUGCAUUGGGAGUUGAUUUGUUGCACUCCAUUGUGGCGUCGCAAGCAUCCACAUCAUGAUUGUGUCUUUGUGGUUGAAGACCAGGAAAAGGCUGGAAUGAGGGGUAUGAUUAUUGGGAGGGUCAAGCUAUUUUUUUCGUUUGCUUUUAAGGGUGUGACAUACCCUUGUGCAUUGAUUGACAGGUUUUCACGGAUGGGGAGAGGCCCAGAUUCGAUUACGGGCAUGUGGAAGGUGAAGCCUGAGGUGUUCGGGCAGCAUAGGACUCGUGUUCAGUCUGUCGAGCAUGUUGACACAAUCCUUCGAAGUGCUCAUCUCAUCCCCGUCUUUGGCAGCGGUCCCCUCCCCGAUGGUUUUCAUUUUGCUCAUUCUCUUGACGUGUUCAAUUCUUACUAUGUAAAUAAGUAUGCAGAUCAUCAUGCACAUGAAAUUGUGUUCUGA
Suillus paluster is the source of this 2628-nucleotide messenger RNA. RefSeq lists its product as uncharacterized. The coding region runs from base 1 to 2628 and encodes 875 amino acids. The record is from RefSeq and is a predicted model, not a curated record. Lineage: Eukaryota; Fungi; Basidiomycota; Agaricomycetes; Boletales; Suillaceae. The transcript is spliced from 10 exons.